AUGAACUGGCUCAAAUCGACUCUCUCCGCCGUGGUGGGCACCGAGGAGCCUAUCUAUGGCCCUGAGGCCAUCCAGUCUGUUGCGCAGCAGACGGAGACUACUCCUCAUUCCGAGGUAAACAAGGAUCUCUUGCGCUGGCGCGCAUACUCCUACACCAAUGUCGAGACCCAGACCUUCUACAUUAUGGCAGACAACGGCACAGUAGUCUUCGUCCAGGUGAUCUACAGCAACAUUGUCGGAAUCCACACCACUGCCCAGUUCAACGUGAAGAUUUUCGACAUCAGCGGAAAGGGCGACAACAAGUGGUUCUCCGACCCUGUCCACAACUUCAUGUUUGAUGAGCACAUGCUCUCUUUCGGUGCCGACAACCUGGCCGUGACCCUUAACGAGGAGGGAAACACCUACAACAUCAAGUCCACCGUCAACAACGGCAGCAUCGUGGACCUCAAGUUCACCCAGACCGCACCUGGUUUCGUCGUCGGCAAUGACGGCACUUCGUACUUCGGAACCGACCCCAAGAACCCCUGGGGCUCUAUGCGCCAUGCCUUCUGGCCUCGCUGUUCCGUCGAGGGUAACAUCGCCACCAAGGACCAGACCUACGAUCUGACCGGUCGUGGUGUAUUCAUCAUGGCUCUGCAGGGCAUGAAGCCUCAUCACGCAGCUGCCCGCUGGAACUUCAUCAACUUCCAGACCCCCACUUACUCCGCCAUUAUGAUGGAGUACACUACUCCUCCCUCUUACGGCUCUACCAAGGUCAACGUAGGAGGUAUCGUCAAGGAUGGCAAGGUCAUCUACGCCGGCACCACCAACGUCGUUACCCACACAGAGACCGGCCAGGACGAGGGCAGUGAUUGGCCCGCACCCAACGCGAUCAAGUGGGAGUGGAGCGGCAAGACAACCGACGACAAGGAGAUCACAGCCGAAGUCGACGGCGCUCUCGGUUCCCGUCUUGAUCGUAUCGACGUCAUGGCCGAGGUUCCCGGCUUUAUCAAGAGCAUUGCUGGCAGUGUUGCCGGUACUCGGCCUUACAUCUUCCAGUACUCCCCCCAGGAGAAGCUCUCAUUGAAGAUGAAGCUCGGCGACGAGGAGAUCACCGAGGAGGGAACUAUGUUCUCCGAGUCCACCUUCAUCUCGUAA
Molecule: messenger RNA, 1137 nt
Organism: Penicillium antarcticum
Lineage: Eukaryota; Fungi; Ascomycota; Eurotiomycetes; Eurotiales; Aspergillaceae
Product: survival factor 1 family protein
Exons: 5
Coding region: 1-1137 (378 amino acids)
Biological process (GO): response to oxidative stress
Cellular component (GO): cytoplasm
Source: RefSeq, a predicted model, not a curated record